Amphimedon queenslandica is the source of this 1298-nucleotide messenger RNA. RefSeq lists its product as uncharacterized. Lineage: Eukaryota; Metazoa; Porifera; Demospongiae; Haplosclerida; Niphatidae. The transcript has 3 exons. The coding region runs from base 54 to 1166 and encodes 370 amino acids. The record is from RefSeq and is a predicted model, not a curated record.
CACCUCCUCCAUCCCUAUCUGACAAACUCUUGUCAGUUAUAGAGACUGCAGUAAUGUAUAUGGCUGAUACCAAAUUAGGGAAUGGAGACUCAUCAGAAACUGACAAGCUCCUUCUAAAAGAUUCUAACAAAGACCAGGCUCAGCAAAGAAGUGAAAUUACAAUUAUAAAACAAGGAAAAAAGAACAACAAAAAUUGCAUUGUUAUAAUAAUUGUUCUAAUAGUGGUAUUUAUAAUAUUAUCUGCUAUUGCUAUUAGCUUGCUUGUAAGCAGCUAUAGCAAUAGAUCAGGAUUGGAUACUUUUAGCUCAAAUUUGGAACUAGGUGAUUCUAACUCAGGCUUGCAAUCAGCAACAUCUCUUAUCACUAUUGAUAAUGGAGCCUACCUCUUUACUAUAUCUUUACUCAACCCUAAGCAGGAACUGAUGGCAUAUGUGUACUCUAGUAGUACACGACCUCUCCUUUCCUCUAAAUUCCAGCUACAAGAAAUCAGGAUACCAUUUUUGGAAGGUGAUGGACGAUUCAACUAUAAUUAUUAUCCCGGGGAUGAGGGAAUAUAUCUAAAUCCAGGUUCAAGUAUAAAUUAUACACUUGAUGUUAUUUACAAUGGUGACUCAAAUGACUCUUCAUUGUGCCCGUAUCGACUUUUUCUAUUUAAUGACAUUUAUAACUACAACACAUUUCGUAACAGAGAAACCUUUAAAUCUGUAGACGUUACUCCUUGUACACCAUUAAAAGGUGAAUUAAAGAAUUUACAAUUCAUUAUAAAAGACUCAUCGACCUAUUAUGUUGGUAUUGAAAUUGAUACAGAUUACUUGAUAACAUCCAAUGUAACGGUUACUGGCUAUAAUUACGAUACAAGUCAAAUGAGUCGACCUUCAAAUUGUGAUAAGCCGCUAUCAUUCAUAAGUCCAUCCUGUAAUUUCUCACUAUGUAGCUCAUUCUAUUGUGAUCGCACUAGUGAUACAUAUCUUGCAGUUGAGGUAACAGCUCAAGCUGAUCUUAUGUAUUCGUAUCAAGUCAGUGACAUAACAGGUAAAUCUGGCCUUGCUGAAUUCACCAUAGGCUGCUUCCUGUUUGUUGCAAUUGGAGUUAUAAUAAUAGUGAUUGGAGCAGUAGCUAUAUACUUUCUGCAUCAAAAGAGAGCAAGAAUGAAAUCUAUGGCAUAAAAAGUUUGGAAGAAAUUUUAGCAAAAUCUAAUAGUUAUUUUUAAAAUUUAGUGAUUAGACAUUUUUAAUUUUAGAAAUUAUGAUUUGUAGAAGAAUACAACAAGGUAGAUAUUAUAUGCCCUCUUGAAAAAA